AUGCCUACAGACUCUGAAUGCGAAUGUGACUUGGUGUCGAAGGAGUGGUUGUUAUCGAAGCUACGGUCAGAUGAGAGGGACACGGUGCUCAUAGACUGUCGGAUGUCUAAUGAAUACUCUCAGUCCCACAUCCGUUCCGCAGUUAAUUUUUCAAUACCUAGUAUAAUGUUGCGGCGGUUAGCUGCAGGCAAGAUCGAGCUCGUUUCGACAGUGCAGUGUAAAGAGUUAAAGGCGAGGAUUUCACACUGUCGAACCCGGGGGAUUUUUGUUUUGUACGGUGAUGGAGCACCUCGGGACCCGGAUUCUGUUCACGGGAUACUGCUGAGAAGGCUUAAGCAAGAUGGCGUGCAGGUCGUCUGUCUUGAAGGGGAUUUCGCGGAAUUCCGUCGAGCAUAUCCUGAGUGGUGCAGCGAAGCGGGCGCUCAGCAUGUUCCACAUGCUCAUCUGCCAUUAAUGGGAUUACGGUCUCUGCGCAUCUCGGGGUCAGGGUGUGAGGAGGCUUUAUCAUCAGGGUCAUCGUCCGAGUGUGAGGAUGCUCACGCGCAUGUGCAGCAAGAUUUCCCCAUCGAGAUCCUGCCUAACCUGUACCUUGGCAACUCAACUAACAGUGAGGACUGUGACGCGCUGGCCAGGCACAAUAUCAAGUAUGUGUUGAACGUAACCCCAGACUUGCCCAACACGUUUGAAGCUGAUGGCUGCGGAAUCAACUAUCUGAAGAUCCCCAUUGCGGAUCACUGGAGUCAAAACCUAGCCGUUCAUUUUCCACAGGCCAUAAGAUUUAUCGAGGAGGCGAUGUCGGCGCGCUGCGGCGUGCUGGUGCACUGCGUGGCGGGCGUGUCGCGCUCCGUGACGGUGACGCUGGCCUACCUGAUGCAGCGCCACCGCCUCAGCCUGCGCGACGCCUUCGAGCUGGUGCGCAGCCGCAAGACGGACAUCGCGCCCAACUUCCACUUCAUGCGCCAGCUGCACUCGUUCGAGCGCGACCUGGGCCUGCACGAGCACAGCGCCAGUCUGAGUAAGGUGCUGCAGCAGCUGGGCGUGCGUGAGGCGCCGGGCGCGGCGGCCGACUGCGGCUGCGCGCCGGCGGGCGGCGUGUCGCCCGACUCGGGCAUCGAGUUCGACCGCUGGAGCGCGGCUCGCGACACGCCGCAAUGA
This is a messenger RNA of Arctia plantaginis, 1155 nucleotides long. Lineage: Eukaryota; Metazoa; Arthropoda; Insecta; Lepidoptera; Erebidae. The record is from the annotation of a GenBank genome assembly.